AUGCUCAGUCCCAGUUCUGGCUGGGGGCUCGGCUGCCUUUGGCUCCGUCAGCUCCGAGUGUGGGCCGGCGCUGGGCGCUGGGCUUGUGGGACUUGCCAGGCCAGGCCUUACAGCUCAAGUCGGGGCGAGCGCUGGCCCGAAUCGGAGGCCGAGGUCCCUCCGCCUGGUCCGGCGCGCAGGACUCUGAAGGAGUGGACUCUCCUGGUGAGCCCGUUCGGUCGGCUCUGGUCGCGGCUCCCGUGCCAUCUGGCGGUGAGACCACUGGACCCCCUCACCUACCCGGAUGGCGACCGGGUGCUGGUCGCCUUGUGCAGCGUGGAGGGCGGGGCACUGGGCCUGGACAGUCUGCAGGUGGAGUACGAUGAGACUCUGCAGGAGAUGGCUAUUGUGUCUGACACCAUCGAUCCCAGGGCGUCCGUGGAAGUGAACGCGCCCCUGAAGUUUGAUUUAAAUAUCAAGUCUUCAGGCUCUGGCUAUGUAAAAGUUGAAAAUAUUGAGUGUGAUAAUUGCAAAAUUGAAACUGAGCAGGGGACCUGCGUCUUGCAAUCUGUUAAGAGUCAAAACUUACAUGUUCAAACAAAAGGAGGCAAAGUGAUCUGUCUGGGAACAGUUUAUGGAAAUACAGAUAUUCAUGCAUCAGAUAAAAGUAUUGUGAUGGUAGAUAAACUGCAGGGAAGUUCUGUUAAUAUAUCCACUGAAGAUGGUUUGCUGAGAGCCAAGUAUCUUUAUACAGAAUCGUCACUUCUAUCUUCUGCUGCUGGGGAUAUUACGUUAGGAAGUGUUCAUGGUAAUAUAACAUUACAAAGCAAGAUGGGUAACAUCACAGUAGAUUCAUCCUCUGGAUGUCUAAAAGCCUCAACUCAUCAGGGUGCCAUAGAUGUUUAUGUCAGCCAACUGGGGAAAGUGGAAUUGGGAUCCCACAAAGGCUCUGUUAUUAUCAAGGUUCCAUCUUCUCUUCAAGCUCAUUUACAGUUAUCAGGGAAAGAGGUUGAUGUGAACUCUGAAGUCCAUGUCCAGGAAAUGGCUGAAGCUCGUAAAGAUGAUGGUGUAACAAUUACUGGACUCAUGAAUCAAGCAAGCAAAAAUGAAAAAUGGAUUAAGGCUGAUGCCCCAAAAGGCACUGUAAGUUUUAGAAGGCAAAGCUGGUUUCAGUCCCUGAAACUACAGAACUAAACCUGGCUUGAAUUGUACUUAGGAUUUUUACCGAUGAUUGGCAGAUCUACUACUAUACAAAUGGAAAGACUGCUCAUAUGAAUGGGAAAACAACAAAUUGAGAAUGAAUAUUGGUGAAUAAUUUUGGGGGGGCUUUUUCAGAAUUUAUACUUAGCCAUUCAUUUUCUAUUGUUCUGUAAUAAAUUGCCACACAUUUACCAGCAUAAAAUAAUACCUACUUGUGAGCCCACGAUUCUGUAGGUGAAGAGUCCAGCAUAGCUAGGUUCUCUGUUCAGGGUAUAGCAAGGCUGGAGCCAAGGCUUCGGCUAGGCUGAGUUCUCAUCUGGAGGAUCUGGGAAGAAAUCUGCUUCUAAAUUCAUUUAGAUUAUUGACAAAAUCCAGUUCCUUGUGACUGGGUGUGACUGAGGUCUCCAUUUUUUUGCUGACUGUCAGCAAUCACUCUUAAGCUUCUGGAUGCUACCCCACAUGCCUUCUCAUGUGGCUCCCUGCAUCUUCCAGUCAGCUGUGAUGCAUUGAGUCCUCAUGUUUGACUAUCUGACUGCUUCUGCAAGCAGCUGGAGAAAUCUCUGCUUCUUAAGGGCUUACUUGAUUGGGUCAGGCCCACCAUUAUCUUUGUUUCACCAUAUAAUGUAACAUAAUUAUGGGAAUGUUAUCUCAUCCUAUUCAUGGUUUCCCCCUCCACUCAAAGGGAGGAGAUUAUACAAAAGCAUCAGCCAUGGCAGGCACUUAUCUUAGACUUCUCUAUGUUAUAGCUCUCAUGUGACAGGUUUUCUGCUUAGUACCCUUAUGGCAUCAAUGUAAAUUUAAGCUGUGAAUAAAACACGUAUAUGUGAAGCAGUU
Messenger RNA from Carlito syrichta (Philippine tarsier), 2013 nucleotides. RefSeq names its product family with sequence similarity 185 member A (gene FAM185A). The coding region runs from base 1 to 1173 and encodes 390 amino acids. NCBI's taxonomy places the organism in Eukaryota, Metazoa, Chordata, Mammalia, Primates, Tarsiidae. The record is from RefSeq and is a predicted model, not a curated record. The transcript has 8 exons.